Molecule: messenger RNA, 3834 nt
Organism: Gigantopelta aegis
Lineage: Eukaryota; Metazoa; Mollusca; Gastropoda; Neomphalida; Peltospiridae
Product: exostosin-2-like
Cellular component (GO): membrane
Molecular function (GO): glycosyltransferase activity
Source: RefSeq, a predicted model, not a curated record
CAGCUUUACUAACCAGCUGCCAUGGAGAUCAGCAAAACUCGCACACGGAUCCGGAGAACUACACUAAACAUCUACUUUCUUCGUGUUAUCUUACUGGCGGUGGUCAUCGGUUCCGUAUCUCUUAUCGCCGUGUUCUGGUUGGGAUCAGAAUCACACGACCUGUACCAGAGGAGGUUCCCCAAAGACCUGAACAGCAACGAAGUGGUCCAGAUCCCCUCGGAUACGAACAUUUCUCAGCGGGACACGCGAUGCACGUUUCACUCAUGUGUGGAGGUCUAUCACUGUGGCUAUAAUGAUCCCAUGAUCACGGUGUACAUUUAUCCAAUCAAGCAUUACCACGAUGACAGCGGAAACGUUAUGCAUGCUCACCGGUCGGUGGAGUUUGACGAGAUUCUGCAGGCAAUUGUUGAUAGUCCAUUUUAUAGCAAUGACCCAGACACUGCGUGCAUCUAUGUUCCCUCUCUUGAUAUUCUGAAUCAAAACCGAAUUAGUGUGAAAGACACUUCCAAGAUACUGGCUUCUCUUCCUUACUGGAACGGGGGUUCAAACCACCUGAUCUUCAACAUGCUGCCCGGGAGUGUGCCCGACUAUAGCACGGUGGUGGAGGUCGCGUCGGGUCGCACCAUCAUCGCCGGGGCCGGCUUCUCCACCCUGUCUUACAGAUACACCUUCGAUGUGUCUAUCCCCAUCUACAACCCACUGGUGGCCCAUAUUAACCUGCCAAAUAAAUCAUAUCUAGAGAAGAGGGAGUGGCUGGUGGUAUCCACUCAGACAGGCCUACAUCCAGAGUACCGCAGCAUUCUUCAGGAGUUGGCUGAAGACGACAAGAGUUUUCUCGUCACUCAUAAAUGUCACACUGAUGAGGCACACUUGAAUGUGACAAAACGAUGUCGCCAGACUCAAGUCUAUAACUAUCCUCAAAUCCUACAGGACUCGACGUUCUGCUUGGUGAUUCGAGGUGCGCGGCUGGGUCAGCCGACGUUCAUCGAUGUCCUGAAGGCUGGCUGUAUCCCCGUUAUCGUGGCUGAUGGUUAUGUUCUGCCCUUCUCUGAAGUCUUGGACUGGAAGAGAGCGUCAGUUGUGAUACGUGAGGACGACCUUGGUGAGCUGCUGAAUGUGGUGCGGCGAUUCAGCAUGGAGCGCGUCUACCACAUGAGGCAGCAGGUGAAGUUCUUCUGGCAGAAGUACUUCAACUCCAUGAAGGUGAUCACACUAACCACUCUUCAGGUGAUCAAUGACCGGGUGUUUCCAUUCGCUGCCAGGUCCUAUGAAGACUGGAAUGAUAUUCCAAACAAAAAUGUGGUGAAGAAUCCACUGUUUCUUCCUCUCAUUCCUCCCAAGUCUCAGGGCUUCACUGCAGUCAUACUCACGUACGACCGCCUGGAGUCUCUCUUUGACGUGAUCAGACAGGUGGCCAAGGUGCCAAGUCUGGCCAAAGUUGUCGUGGUUUGGAACAACCAAAAUAAGGCACCUCCACCAAUGUCUUCUUGGCCAUACAUUGGGAAACCUGUGAAGGUGGUGAGAACUAACAAGAACAAGCUAAGUAACAGGUUUUUUCCCUAUGAUGAGAUCGACACAGAAUGCAUUCUGGCUUUGGAUGAUGACAUAGUGAUGCUGACUGCUGAUGAACUGGAGUUUGGAUAUGAGGUGUGGCGAGAGUUUCCCGACCGCCUCGUUGGGUUUCCAUCACGAUUACACAUGUGGGACAAUGCGACACAGAAGUAUCACUACGAGUCUGAAUGGACGAAUGCUAUUUCCAUGGUGCUAACGGGUGCAGCAUUUUACCAUAAAUACUUCAGCUAUCUGUACACGAACUCACUGCCAGGCAACAUGAAAUCGUGGGUCGACAAGCACAUGAACUGUGAGGACAUAGCGAUGAACUUCCUGAUAGCGAACGUGACGGGCAAGGCCCCGGUGAAGGUGACGCCGCGCAAGAAGUUCAAGUGUCCGCAGUGUAUCAACAACGAGAUGCUGUCGGCCGACCUGACACACAUGGUGGAGCGGUCUGAGUGUAUCAACCAGUUCAUGACCAUUUACGGAGCCAUGCCGCUCAAGAGCAUUGAGUUCCGCGCCGAUCCCGUCCUCUACAAGGACGACUUCCCCAGCAUCCUGAAAAAAUUCAACGACAUCGGAAGUCUUUAAUAUUAUAAUAUUAGUACAAAGACGACUUCCCCAGCAUCCUGAAAAAAUUCAACGACAUCGGAAGUCUUUAAUAUUAUAAUAUUAGUACAUGAACAACUUCUCCAGCAUCCUAAAAAAGUUCAACGACAUCAGAAGUAUUUAAUAUUAUAAUAGUAGUAUUAGAAUGACUUACCAGCAUUUAGAAAAAAUUUAACAUGGGAAGCCCUUGAUAUUAUAUUAGUAUUAUGGUGAUUUCCAUAUAAUUUAGAAAACAAUUGACGACAUUACAAGUCUAAUAUUAUAUUAAUAUUAGGAUGACUUCCUCAGCAUCCUAAAAACAUUUAAUGUCAUUGGAUGCUUUUGAUAUUAUAAUAUUAAUAUUUUAAUAUUAUGUUGUUGUUUUUUUGUUGACAACACAAGACGAGUUGAUGAAUAUUUAUUAUAGCUUUAUGGACUGCACAAAUGAUGCAUUUUUAUUCAAAUGCAUUUUUAUUCAAAUUAAUAUAUUAUCUCUGAUUACUAUUUUUAUUCACUGUGUAUUACCUUUGAAUUGAAUUUGACAGAGGGUGACAAGAAAGAUGAAUGAAAGUUUUUAUUUAACUUCAUGGACUUUAGAUACUGAUGGAAAGAAGUAAGGGAACACUUGGUAUCUUAGACGAAAUUUAAUUCACUACAACAGUAGUUAUGCCCAUGUAAAAUAUAACAGAUGUAAUGUGGGAUUGAAUAUCAGCACCAUGGCAUUGACACCCAUUAAUUAAGAUAACUUUCGAAUACCAUGGAUGCUGGUUUUAGUUGCAGUUGGUAUUUGCUGUUAUUAUUUAAAUGUUUCCUUCUUUCUUUCCAUAGGUAAACUUACUUUAAAGAGACUGUUCUGUUUGUUGCCAGUAUAAGAUGUUUCCAACGACAUGUACAGGUAGUCUCUCUAAUGACUGAAAUUGCAUACUCAAUACAGAGUGUUGCUUAGAAUGUCGGUGUCUGUACCUCCAGUGUGUCUCUGGUCAUCCUAAUGUUUAAAGUAAUCCAAACAUCAUUUUACUUUCUAUUUUAUAUUUGUAUGUACGGAGUAAGCUAGUAAAAUAUUGAUAUCAUGAGAUGUGGCAAAUGAUCAUGAUUAUUUCAAGCAUUUGUCUUGACAUUUUCUGUGGCAUGUGCUUUCUUGACUGUUGGAAAGUGCAUAUAAAAGAUCCUUUGCUACUAAUGGAAAAAUGUAGCAGGUUUCUUCUGAUGGCUACGUGUCAGAAUUACCAAAUGUUUGACAUCCAAUAGCUGAUGAUUAAUUAAUCAAUGUGCUCUAGUGGUGUCGUUAAACAAAACAAACUAACUUUUUUUUGUCUUUACAUUUCAGGACCUAUUCAUUACCCCACCCCCACCUCCUCAAAUAUGUUUGAUAUGUCUCGAAAAUCAUCACCAAAUUUUAUGUCUUGUUUCUUUUUGUUUUUAAACAAAUUGUCAGUAAUUUUAUUAGCUUUUUGUUAUUUGUAUAUUAACGUUUUUUAAACUUUUGUCAAAACAUUUUGUAUCAUAUAUUAAUUUUGUAUUCAUAAUUUGAUUCUAAUAUUGUUUCAUUACUAGUGUUCAAAACUGUGCCAAAAUUACUUUAUUUACAUAUUAAUAUUCAUGUACCAGUAUGCUUUAUUAAUAUGUAUUUUUAUGACAUUGCCUUUUGUAUAUACACAUGUAUGUAUGUACCAAUAAUAGCAAAUGAGUGGGUCG